AUGGAAGAUCAAAAUCAUCACAGUUCCAAAUGUGUAACAAAAGUGAGAGAAUUUCCCGAAGUUGAAUUGAAUCAUAAUUCUAGGUCUGUGAUUAAUGAAGAACCACCACAUGGUCGUAGACGAGUAAAACCAUCAGCAGAAAUUGAAAGGAUUAGAAGAGAAAAAGAAGCAAAUAAAAUCAAAGAAUAUAAUGAAUUAGUAAAGAAAUGCUUUGAUAAGAGAGAUAAAUUAGAAUAUGAUCAAGAUGCAAUAAAUAUAACAACUAUGAUCUUAUCACAAAAUCCAGAUUUUUAUAGCAUUUGGAAUUUUAGAAGAACAAUAUUUACAAAUGAAGAAAUACAAAAACAUUUAGAAUCAGAGUUAGGAUUCUUACAAGAAAUCUUUCAAUUAAAUCCAAAAUCUUACUGGAUAUUUAAUCAUCGUAGAUGGUGUCUUGAAACAAUGUCAAAUCCUAAUUGGGAGAGAGAGUUGAAAAUUGUUGUUCAUGGAUGGGAUUAUAGAAGAUACGUCACAUCAAAAUUAUCAUCUACAGUUGAUGAUUCCAAGUCAAUCAUCGAAUCAGAAUUUGAUUUUACCACAGUGAAAAUAAAUCAAAAUUUUUCCAAUUACUCAGCAUGGCAUCAGAGAAGCAAGCUUUUACCACUUUUGAUUGAAGAAAGGAAUUACAAUUCAGAAGAAAUCAAAACAUUUAUUGAUAAAGAAUUUGAUCUGGUCAAGUCAGCAUUUUAUACAGAUCCAGAUGACCAAAGUGCUUGGUUAUAUUAUUGGUGGUUGGUUGGCGGAGAAAUUAAGACUACUUCAAGUUUUGAUGGGUGUUUACAAACCUUAGCAAAUUUUUUACGUGAAUUAAAGUGUAUUUCAAAUAUGAAUUCAGAAGAAUCACAUAAUAAUGAUACUGAAAUAAUAAAUAUAUGUGAUAAAUUGAUAUCUAUUGAUAGUCUUAGAGAGAAAAGAUUUCAAGAUUUACGAUCAAAAGUAAAAUAA
This is a messenger RNA of Entrophospora sp. SA101, 984 nucleotides long. Lineage: Eukaryota; Fungi; Glomeromycota; Glomeromycetes; Entrophosporales; Entrophosporaceae. The record is from the annotation of a GenBank genome assembly.